Peronospora farinosa is the source of this 657-nucleotide messenger RNA. Lineage: Eukaryota; Oomycota; Peronosporomycetes; Peronosporales; Peronosporaceae. The record is from the annotation of a GenBank genome assembly.
AUGGAUCCCGAAAACAAGAAAAAGUGUGUCGACAUCUUAGAGCAUUUUUUUAAGCUUGAUAGCUGCGAGCCUUUCCGUGAACGUGUUAACUGGGAAGAAUGGGGUCUGUACGACUAUCUGCAGGUGGUCAAGGAACCCAUGGACCUGGGCACCAUUCGGAGCAAACUGAGCAAGAAUGAGUACAAGAAACCGGCAGAGCUUGCACGUGACAUGCGUCUGGUUUGGAGCAACUGCAAACUUUACAAUCAGGACGGCUCCGACCUGUAUCUAUUGGCUGAUGAACUCGCCAAGAAGUUUGAGGAUCGUGUUAAGACAAUGAAGUUGGAUGUAGGUCCAGUGCCUAAAGCUGACAAGAGCAUUCCAGCUCCAAGUCUAGAAGAGAAGAUUUACUUUAGCCAGAACAUAUACAAGGUCGCACCUGAAGACAUGGGCGCUAUUGUGCAGCUACUGGAGGGACAGUGUCCGAAGGCAUUAGACAAGAGCUCGCCGGAUGAGCUGGAUAUAGUCAUUGACCACAUCGAUAACAAGACGUUUCGUGACUUGGAGAAGUUCGUGCUGGAGAAGGUGCCUGAAGGAAGUCGCGAGCCGAUUGCUACGCCCAAGUCCUCAAAGAAAAACCGACGACCACCUAGCAAGAAGACUAGAAUCGAGGCAUGA